AUGGAAACCAAGGAUGGCCGAAAGAUUAACAAUUACCUCUUGCGCGAAGAAAUUGGACGCGGUGCAUUUGGUACAGUCCAUCUAGGCAUAGACACUGACACCGACAAAAGCUAUGCUAUAAAAGAGUUUAGCAAGUCGCGCCUUCGCCGUAAGGAACGUUCAGAUAUGCUCAGACAAUCAGGAAGACCCGGAAUGGGUGCCGGAAAGCCCUCGAACCCGCUUGAUCUUGUCAGAGGUGAAAUGGCCAUUCUCAAGAAACUCAAUCAUCCUCACGUCGUGAAGCUUUUCGAAGUCCUGGAUGAUCCAAAUGAUGAUUCACUUUAUAUGGUGUUUGAAAUGGCUCAAAAGGGUGUUUUAAUGAAGGUUGACGUGGAUCAAGUAGCCAAACCUUAUUCAAAUGAUGAAGCUCGUCGUUACUUUCGAGAAAUGAUACUUGGAAUUGAAUACCUUCACAACAAUGACAUUGUUCAUCGAGAUAUCAAACCCGACAACCUGUUAUUGUCUAGUGGUGGAAUGUUAAAAAUCGUCGAUUUUGGUGUAUCCGAGAUGUUCAAAGGCAAUGAUGACAAACUCAAAAAGUCGGCAGGAAGUCCUGCAUUUAUGGCCCCAGAGCUGUGUAUAGCUCAUCACGGAGAAAUUUCCGGAAAGGCUGCCGAUAUCUGGUCAAUGGGUAUCACUCUUUACUGUCUCAUUUACGGCAGACCUCCCUUUAGAACGUCCAGUUUGGUGGAUCUUUUGGACAUGAUAAGGGAUGAUCCUAUCCAUUAUGAAAAAUCUACUGAUCCUGAUCUCCUUGAUCUAUUCUACAAAUUACUUGAAAGAGACCCUAGCAAACGUAUCACCAUGCUGGAAAUGAGAAAUCACCCUUGGGUAACUAACCGUGGCAAGCUGCCAAUGAUCACAGAAGAAGAGAAUUGUCGCGCUCUUGUUACUGAAAUAACUGAGGAAGAAAUGGCCAAUGCUAUCAAGAGUGUUGCCAAUAUCUUUACAGUCGUAAGUAUCCAAUGUAGAUACAAAAGAGAGAAAAAUAAAAAAGAGGUCUGA
This is a messenger RNA of Phycomyces blakesleeanus NRRL 1555(-), 1044 nucleotides long. RefSeq lists its product as hypothetical. The record is from RefSeq and is a predicted model, not a curated record. Gene Ontology annotation, molecular function: protein serine/threonine kinase activity; ATP binding. Bases 1 to 1044 code for a protein of 347 amino acids. Gene Ontology annotation, cellular component: cytoplasm. The transcript has 8 exons. Gene Ontology annotation, biological process: peptidyl-serine phosphorylation; autophagy. Lineage: Eukaryota; Fungi; Mucoromycota; Mucoromycetes; Mucorales; Phycomycetaceae.